AUGCUAGACAUCCAGCGGGGAUCUCGACUACGCGUGGCUUCCCUCGAGGCGGCCAGCGAGCAGUGCGCGAGCACGAAGAAACGAAUCGAAGCGCCGCAAUUGUUCGGCAAAGGGCCAAAAUUCAGCCCCAGCCACUGGGUUGCGACGGUCAACGCGUGUGGGAAAGGCAGGCAAUGGCAACGGGCGCUGUCGCUUCUCAAGGAUGUGGUGGAUGCGAGGCUGCAGGCUGACGUAAUCAUGUAUAACACUUUGAUCAGCGCGUGCGGCAAAGGCGAAGAGUGGCAGCAUGCUCUGUCGCUCCUCUUUGAAAUUCGCGAGGCGGAAUUGGAGCCUGACGUCGUCAGUUACAAUGCUGGUAUCAGCGCUUGUGAGAAAUGCGGGGAGUGGCUGCAGGCACUGGCGUUGCUCAACAAGCUGUGGGUAGCGAAGCUGCAUCCCAGCGCCAUCAGCUACAACGCUGGGAUCAGCGCCUGCGAGAAAGGGGGGCAGUGGCAGCACGCUCUCGCGUUGUUCGGCGAGAUGAGGCGCGCGAGGCUGGGGCCCGACGUAUUCAGCUACAGCGCGGGCAUCACCGCGUGUGGCCAGGGCGAGGAGUGGAAGCAGGCUCUGUCGCUUCUCGGCGAGAUGCGGGAGGCGAGGCUGGAGCCCAACGUCACCUUCAGCUACAAUGCUGCGAUCAGCGCGUGCGUGAAAGGCGAGCAGUGGAUGCAGGCUCUUACUUUGCUCAGCGAGAUGCGAGAGGCGAGAUUGACUCCCGACGUCAUUAGCUACGGUGCUGGAAUCAGCGCGUGCGAGAAGGGUGAAAAGUGGCAGCGGGUUUUUUCUCUGCUAAGCGAGAUGGUGGAUGCGAAAUUGCUACCCGACGUCUUUUGCUACAGCGCUGGGGUCAGCGCGUGUGAGAAAACCGAGCAGUGGCAGCAGGCUCUGUCAUUGCUCUUCCAGAUUCACGAGGCGAGGUUGAAGCCCGACGUCGUCAGCUACAACGCUGGGAUAAGCGCGUGCCAGAAGGCCGGGCAGUGGCAGGAGGCUUUGUGUCUGUUGUUUGACAUGUGGGAGGCGAAGCCGCAGCCUGAUGUCAUUUCAGCUACAACGCCGGGAUGA
Molecule: messenger RNA, 1101 nt
Organism: Prorocentrum cordatum
Lineage: Eukaryota; Dinophyceae; Prorocentrales; Prorocentraceae
Source: the annotation of a GenBank genome assembly